Vitis riparia (riverbank grape) is the source of this 1996-nucleotide messenger RNA. Its product is annotated as lysM domain receptor-like kinase 3. The transcript has a single exon. The record is from RefSeq and is a predicted model, not a curated record. Gene Ontology annotation, biological process: protein phosphorylation. NCBI's taxonomy places the organism in Eukaryota, Viridiplantae, Streptophyta, Magnoliopsida, Vitales, Vitaceae. Bases 408 to 1832 code for a protein of 474 amino acids. Gene Ontology annotation, molecular function: ATP binding; protein kinase activity.
GUCAGCAGGUGAUAAAAAGUGAACGAACGGAAAGAUCAAACAGACCCUGCACUUUUUGCAAAAUGACAAUAAAAAAAAUUUAUAUCAGACAUACCUCGCUGCUCCCCGCUGGCGAUCAAUUCGACGGGGACCACCCUCAGCUUCUGCUUUUCCCUCUGCGAUCUGCCUCUACUCCAGUUGUUCCGGCCAAAUUAAGCGCCGACGUUCAAUCUCUUUUAUCCGUAGCCAGCUUCUAAUACAUGCGCUCAUUAGUAGCUCCCGGUUCAUGACUGGGCCGCCCGACUUUUCUGCCCUUUUUCUGUCACACCCCCAAAUUUUGAAUUCUCAUCCGAUUCUUAAAGCCAUAACCCUAACCCUAAUCUUUACUUUUUCCAAGAUUAUUCUGGUUCUGAUCUCCAAAUCUUUUCAUGUGUAGAUCCAAAAUGGCGACCGAUGUGGUCCAAUCCAGUGGGAAGCAGCGAACAAGUACCACAAAAUCGAGAUCAUCCACGGCAACGUCUUCAACCUCAGAAACCUCAACAAAGCAGGGAACGCCGCGAAUUCCACAAAUCACAAGACCAAGGCCAUCAACAGGAACAGCUUCAACAUCAGAGGCCUCCACAAGCAACGUGAGCAGUGUUCCUUACGCCACAGGCUCGAGCUACAUAGGCUCAUCAGUAACAUCGAUUUCCAGCCGUACUUCAUUGUCCAGCCUCCGCGACUCGUUGCCGGAGAAUCCUCACAUUUACGAUUUCUCUGAGAUAAGCUCCGCCACCAAUAAUUUCCUUGCUAAACGGUACUCACCGUCGUCUUCUUCCACCGCGUGCUGGCGGUGCACGCUCCGCGGCAAGGAUGUGAUAGUGUUCCAGCGCAAGUUCUGGCGGAGGCUGGAGAUGGCGCAACUCAAAGAACGAUUGUCUGUGAUCUGUAGAAGUCAUCACAAGAGCAUAACCAGGCUUCUCGGAGCGUCGAUUUCUGGUGAACACUUAUACCUAGUUUAUGACUUUGUUAAGGGAGCAAACCUAGCGAAUAUCCUGAGAAACCAGAGGAACCCGGACUUCACUGUGUUGUCGACUUGGAUUUCGAGAAUGCAGAUCGCCGCGGAUCUCGCUGAUGGUCUCAAUUACAUCCACAACAAUACUGGAUUGAGCAUAAGCUUUGUGCAUAACCGUAUAAAAAGUAACAGCAUUGUCAUUACGGAGCCUAUAAAGAGUAACCGUACAUCCAUUGCGGAGACUUUGCACAACGCCAAGAUAUGCCAUUUUGGAACGGCCCAAUUGUGCGGCGAAACCGACGAGAAUCAGCUGCAGCCCCAGGUUUCUAAAUAUGAAGGCGAAAUCGUGGAAGAGGAGUCCUUUUCGUCAACGAAAUCUCCGGAGUUGAAGCGAACGAAUAGCAGAGCGAUGCAAUUCGAAGGUGUCAGAGGAUACAUGUCGCCGGAAUUCCAAUCCACCGGAGUGGCGACGCAGCAAUCAGAUGUGUACGCGUUCGGAGUUGUGAUCCUGGAACUUUUGUCUGGCGAAGAGCCAUUGAAAUAUAAGUUCGAUAAAACGACCGGCGAAUUCAGACGAACGUCGGUGAUCGACACUGCAAGAGCAGCAAUCGACGAUACCGAUGGUAAAGAUGGGAGAUUGAGGAGGUGGGUGGACAAGAGGCUGAAGGACUCCUUUCCGGUUGAGGUUGCGGAGAAGGUGACACGUUUAGCACUGGACUGCGUACACGUGGACCCUGAUCAACGGCCCGACAUGAGCCACGUUUCUGGAAAGAUUUCCAAGCUUCUCAUACAGUCAAAGAAUUGGUUGGAUAAGUUGAAGGUUCCUACUGAUAUCUCGGUCUCGUUGGCUCCUCGUUGAGUUUCCCCCUUUUUUAUUUUAAAUCCUUUUAUCAAUUGUUGGGCGGCGUCGUUUUGAUUGUGACGCAACUGGUGGACAUUAUAUAUUUGUUGCGGCCAAUUUUCAACCCUUUUUUGGGGUUUAAUCAUGAUUUCGAGAUUUCAAUAAAUGGUGCCUGAGAUUAA